This is a messenger RNA of Penicillium macrosclerotiorum, 963 nucleotides long. Its product is annotated as TauD/TfdA dioxygenase family protein. The record is from RefSeq and is a predicted model, not a curated record. Gene Ontology annotation, molecular function: oxidoreductase activity. The coding region runs from base 1 to 963 and encodes 320 amino acids. NCBI's taxonomy places the organism in Eukaryota, Fungi, Ascomycota, Eurotiomycetes, Eurotiales, Aspergillaceae. The transcript is spliced from 3 exons.
AUGCCUGGUCUUUCCCAGCCUUUGACCUUUGAGCACAUUACGGUCACGGAACUCCACCCUACCUUUGGAGCUGAGGUCAGCAAUGUGGACUUUUCGCGCCCGAUAGAGGACGAAGUCUUUCAAGAGAUCCGAGCUGCCAUCGUCAAGUAUGGCGUCUGCGUGUUUCGCAACACGGGGCUGGACGAUGCACGCCAUGUCGCUUUUGCAGCCCAGUUCGGUGAGUUGGAUGAUGUGACGCCCUACCUGGCCGGCGGGCGAGCCCAUCGAUUGUCUGAUGUGCGGCUGUUUGAUGUGGGAAACAUUGAGCUUGACGGGACCGUUUUUGCAUUGGACAACAUCCGACGGGAGUGGAACAAGGGUAACGGCCUCUUCCACGUGGACUCGAGCUUCAAUCCGCGUCGAGCAGGGUACUCGCUCCUCCGGGGCCACGAGCUGCCCCCUGCCAGUCUGGGAGGGGAGACCGAAUUCGCCGACGUGCGGACGGCCUUCGAUGACUUGCCGAUAGCCUUGCAGGACGAGCUACGCCAACGGAACUAUAUCGCGGCGCACUCCCUGUGGCAUUCUCGCAAAGUGGCUGCCCCGGCUACAUUCGCAGACGUAGAUCCGAACGAGUACCCGAUGGGUCGACAUCGGCUGCUCCAGCGGCAUGAAGCUUCCGGUCGAGAAACCCUCUAUCUCGCCGCGCAUAUCCAUCACAUUGAAGGAUUGGGCACGGAGGAGUCCCGGGCGCUGUUUGAUCGCCUAUUUUCGCAUGCAACCCAGCCACGCUAUGUGCUUCAAGUGGGCUGGAAGAACCCCGGGGACCUGAUUUUGUGGGACAACACCAGUGUGAUGCAUCGCGCGGUUGGCGGUCAGUUCGAGGGCCAAUAUCGGCGGGAUAUGCGGCGGGCGACGGUGCAUGACGGAAGUGCUGCCGCGUGGGGACUGAACGAGCGUAGCGAAGUGCGACAAGGACUGCCGUAA